Selaginella moellendorffii is the source of this 1344-nucleotide messenger RNA. RefSeq lists its product as uncharacterized. The record is from RefSeq and is a predicted model, not a curated record. Bases 1 to 1344 code for a protein of 447 amino acids. Gene Ontology annotation, cellular component: plasma membrane. NCBI's taxonomy places the organism in Eukaryota, Viridiplantae, Streptophyta, Lycopodiopsida, Selaginellales, Selaginellaceae. Gene Ontology annotation, molecular function: transmembrane transporter activity. The transcript has 8 exons. Gene Ontology annotation, biological process: transmembrane transport.
AUGGGAAGACUGGCCGCCCUGAUGAUCUUCCCUAGCUCCAUCGGUCAAUCCCUCAGGAGUGCCACAGCCAAAUGCUCCUUUUACACCUCGGUGCGAGACAAAGGGGCUCCUAAAGAAGAAUCCCUCCUUGUGUCCAAAUUGGAAUCCGAUGAUCAGGAUGAUUCCAGUGGGGGAAUAUCUGUCCAGCUUUCCACACCAAGUUCUCGUGAGAAGUUCUUUCUGAGAGAGCGCUUGGGAAAACACCUGGGAGCUGAUCAUCGUCUUGGUUUUUGCCUCUCCAUUCCUCCAGGAACGAAGAACUUCUCGCUCGGCGUGUGCCUCACUUGUAUCUUCGUCAAGAGCUUCCUGUGGAGCUAUCUCCCGAACCAAAAGCCAGUGAAGAAGAGGCUCGCGCUGGCUAUCACCACCAUCGUCUACGUGAAUGCGUACAACAAUCCCCUGACUCAUCCGGUCUUCUUUCCGCUCAAGUUGACGCUCACCACCACGCUCGGCACUGUGUCUGCGAUAAUUGCCUUGAUAUUCCCCGUGCCACGCCUCUCAGCUUAUCAGGUGCAAUAUAACACGAAGCUCUUCGCCAAGCUCGCGAUGGAAAACUUUGCUGUCCUUGUCCAUGCAUUCUGCAGUAACGACCAAGAAGAGAUCACGAGUUUGUGCCUGCAAUCCAAAUCAGUGCAGCGAGCUGCUUUGAAAGCGUACUCGGAGAUACAGAGAAGAAAAGUUGAAAUAGCUUGGGAGCCUGGGGUUUUGGUUCAAGCAAGGAGUCAAGGUGAAAACGUGAGCCGAAUGAUAACCAACAUGAAUCAGUACCUGAUUGGGAUGAACAUCGCGAUUCAGCAAGGUGCAGCUGUUUCGAAGCCGGUUCAAGAUAUGACGAGGAACUCCUUGGAGAAACUCGGGAGCUGGAGCAACUCUUUUCUGUCAGACUGUACACCGGAUGAGGAAUUUCGACGGAUGUUUUUCCUGUUCACUGUCAAAAAGUUUGUCGAGGAGGAGAUCAAGAUUCUGAUGGCCGGCCAAGUUCCUGUUGCUUUGUCACAUCCUGCUUGCCACCACGGUUGCAAAGCAGCAGCAAUUUCAAGCGGAUCAGCUCUCCCAGUUCACUCAUCAAACACCACUCCAAGUAACUUAGUCGCAGCAACGAGGAGAUCAUUGAAUCUGGCAGCGAAUAAAAAAAUGGUCAUUGAGGCGUUUAAGAUCGCACUAUCAAUGGUCAUAGCUGUGUACCUGGGAGUGCUGUACAGGAAGGACUAUGGGUACUGGUCGACUAUCACAGUAGCAUUGGGCCUUUUCAACCAUCGCACCGGAACGUUCAAGAGCACCAGCCUGAGGCUCCAAGCUUCAUGA